AUGGGAAACAGUACUGAAGUGACGGAGUUCAUUCUCUUGGGUCUGACAGAUGACCCCAAGCUUCAUCUCCCAUUCUUCCUGGUAUUUUUGUUCAUCUAUCUUCUCACCGUUGUAGGGAACUUGGGAAUGAUGGUGCUGAUCCAUUCUGACUCCCGCCUCCACACUCCAAUGUACUUUUUCCUCAGUAAUCUUUCCUUUGUAGAUCUGGGCUACUCCUCAGCUGUAGCUCCCAAGGUGGCAGCUGCCCUCUACUCAGGGAACAAGGUCAUCUCCUACUCAGAAUGUGCUGCCCAGUCCUUUUUCUUUGCUGGGUUUGCCACAGUGGAAUGUUACCUUCUGGCUGUCAUGGCCUAUGAUCGCCAUGCAGCUGUAUGUAAGCCCCUCCAUUAUACCACCACUAUGACAACGAGUGUGUGCAUUUGUCUGGCUAUUGGGUCCUACGUCUGUGGCUUUGUGAAUUCUUCCAUUCACACAGGAGAUACCUUCAGCCUCUCCUUCUGUAGCUCUAAUGUGGUCCAUCACUUUUUCUGUGAUAUCCCUCCACUUCUAGCUCUCUCCUGCUCUGAUGCCCACAUCAGUGAAUUGGUUGUCUUCUUUGUUGUUGGUUUUAAUGUAUUCUUUACUCUCUUGGUCAUCUUGAUCUCCUACCUGUUCAUUUUCAUUGCCAUCCUAAGGAUGCGGUCAGCUGAGGGACGCCAGAAAGCCUUCUCUACCUGUGCCUCUCAUCUUAUUGGAGUUUCCAUGUUCUAUGGGACAAUCAUCUUCAUGUACUUGCAACCUGGCUCCAGCCACUCCAUGGACACUGACAAAAUAGCUUCUGUCUUUUACUCGGUAGUCAUCCCCAUGUUGAACCCCCUGAUCUAUAGCCUGAGGAACAAGGAAGUCAAAAAUGCCCUUAGGAAAAUGAUCAAACAGGUGAGGUUUUCUAGGAAUGUUUAA
Messenger RNA from Trichosurus vulpecula (common brushtail), 939 nucleotides. RefSeq names its product olfactory receptor 1444-like. The transcript has a single exon. Lineage: Eukaryota; Metazoa; Chordata; Mammalia; Diprotodontia; Phalangeridae. The record is from RefSeq and is a predicted model, not a curated record. Gene Ontology annotation, biological process: sensory perception of smell; G protein-coupled receptor signaling pathway. Gene Ontology annotation, molecular function: odorant binding; olfactory receptor activity; G protein-coupled receptor activity. The coding region runs from base 1 to 939 and encodes 312 amino acids. Gene Ontology annotation, cellular component: membrane.